Molecule: messenger RNA, 831 nt
Organism: Saccoglossus kowalevskii
Lineage: Eukaryota; Metazoa; Hemichordata; Enteropneusta; Harrimaniidae
Biological process (GO): epigenetic regulation of gene expression
Molecular function (GO): histone deacetylase activity
Source: RefSeq, a predicted model, not a curated record
AUGAGGAAAUUUGAAAGACUGUACCAGAUUUUAUUAGAACAGAAUGUGAUUUGUGAACGGCAGGUGUUGAUGCCAGUGAAAGCCAGUAAGGACUUACUGACUGAAGCCGUUCACACCAAAGAUUACAUAGAAGACUUUUUUAAUGGUUGGACUGAUGAAAAGGCGCAAAGAAAAACUGGGUUCGUUUGGAGUGAAGGACUUGUAAGCAGAUGUCGUUAUGAAACAGGUGGUACUGUUUUAACUGCUGAAGCAGCUCUGCAAUGUGGUCUUGCAUGUAGUACAGCAGGGGGUACUCACCAUGCAUUCCCAGCAUAUGGCGCAGGUUACUGUCUUUUUAACGACAUCGCUGUCGCUGCCAAGUAUUUGAUUCUCAGGAACAAAGUGUCAAGAGUCCUGGUUAUAGACUUAGAUGUACACCAGGGUGAUGGUACUGCCUUUAUUUUCAAAGACGAUCCCGCUGUAUUCACGUUUUCUGUUCACUGUGGUAAAAACUUUCCCUUAUUCAAACAACAAAGUGACUUGGAUAUCAGCCUGAAUUGUGGGACUGGGAAUGCAGACUACAUGGAUGUGAUCCAACAUAAUUUGCCAUGGAUUUUCCAAACAUUCCGUCCAGACUUGGUGAUCUAUGAUGCUGGUGUGGACCCACACAAAGAGGAUCUCUUAGGACAGUUAGCUUUAACAGACGAAGGUUUAUUUAAGAGAGACUACUGGGUUAUCAAUUAUUCAAUCACCUGUGGCUGUCCAUGUGCCUGUCUGAUUGGUGGUGGAUAUGAUAAAAGUGUUGACAAAUUGGCAUUAAGGCAUAGUAUACUACACAGAGCUGCCACAAAG